GCGCCGAACAGCUUUGGGCCGCAGGACCAUGAGAGGGCCGGAGCCGGGGCCCGAACCUACCAUGGAGGGCGACGUGCUGGACACUCUAGAGGCGCUGGGGUACAAGGGACCACUGUUAGAAGAGCAAGCCCUUACCAAGGCAGCGGAGGGUGGACUGUCUUCGCCUGAAUUUUCAGAGCUCUGUGUUUGGUUAGGCUCUCAGAUAAAAUCAUUGUGCGACUUGGAAGAAAGUAUCACUUCAGCUGGGAGAGAUGAUCUAGAAAGCUUCCAGCUUGAGAUAAGUGGUUUUUUAAAAGAAAUGGCAUGUCCAUAUUCCGUACUCAUAUCAGGAGAUAUUAAAGACCGUUUAAAAAAGAAGGACGACUGUUUGAAACUUCUGUUAUUUUUAAGUACAGAACUUCAAGCUUUACAGAUACUACAGAACAAGAAAUGUAAAAAUUCUCAAUUAGAUAAAAAUAGUGAAAUAUAUCAGGAAGUUCAAGCUAUCUGUGAUACCCUUGGUGUACCCAAGUCAACGACUUCUGACAUUCCGCUUAUGCUAAACCAAGUGGAAUCAAAGGUGAAAGAUAUUCUCUCAAAAGUCCAGAAAAAUCAUGUGGGAAAACCACUGCUGAAAAUUGAUUUGACUCUGGAACAGGCGAAACAAUUGGAAAGAAUCAACGAUGCUCUUUCCUGUGAAUAUGAGUGCCGCCGGCGGAUGUUGAUAAAACGAUUAGAUGUGACAGUGCAGUCUUUUGGAUGGUCUGAUAGAGCAAAGGUAAAAACAGACGACAUAGCAAGAAUUUACCAGCCUAAGCGUUAUGCUUUGUCACCGAAGACGACAAUUACAUUGGCACAUCUACUUGCUGCUCGUGAAGAUCUGUCCAAGAUCAUUAGGACAAGUAGUGGCUCCAGCCGGGAGAAGACGGCAUGUGCCAUUAAUAAGGUGCUGAUGGGAAGGGUGCCCGACAGGGGAGGACGACCAAAUGAAAUUGAACCACCACCCCCGGAAAUGCCCCCUUGGCAAAAGAGACAAGAAGGCGGUGGACGGGGUGGUUGGGGCGGUGGAGGUGGAGGUGGUGGUAGAGGAGGUGGUGGGGGUGGAAGAGGUGGCUGGGGAGGUGGAGGGGGUUGGGGAGGUGGUGGGGGAGGGGGUGGAGGGUGGGGAGGAAGUGGGGGAGGUGGUGGUAGAGGAGGUUUCCAAGGCAGGGGAGAUUAUGGUGGGAGGGGAGAUUAUGGUGGAAGAGGAGGGGGCUAUGGUGGAAGAGGGGGCUAUGGUGGAAGAGGGUACGGAGAUCCAUAUGGAGGAGGUGGUGGUGGAUAUAGAAGAUAUUAAAACUACAAAAAUUCGAUAGCAGUGCUUACUUCUUGAUAGAUACAUUAGGCAUAGUGUUCUAAAUAACAUACUUGAAUGUCAUCUUUGAAGUAAACACAUUAGACUCUGAUGAUAACAUUCUUUAACUGGUUAAUAUGUAAGAGCAUUGUUUUAUACUACCAUUUGAUCUCUUAAACAAAGUGAUGAUUUUUUCCAUAUUCUCUGUAUCCUUGAGCAUGUUAUGUCUUUUUAAAAAAAACAAAAAAAUGAUCAAAAAUUAUUUUUAAGAAUGUAAAUAUUUAUUACCAUGAGACUUGGAAAAUGGAAAGUAUUUUAUUGUCAUUAUUGAAUUUAGAUUGUUACCUGUAUUUUAUUCAGGUUUGAGACCCAUAAAUGACCCCACUUGUAAUGGAAAGGAAUAUAGACUGUUGCCUUAUCUGUA
Equus quagga is the source of this 1736-nucleotide messenger RNA. RefSeq names its product family with sequence similarity 98 member B (gene TSLIG3B). The record is from RefSeq and is a predicted model, not a curated record. Gene Ontology annotation, cellular component: tRNA-splicing ligase complex. NCBI's taxonomy places the organism in Eukaryota, Metazoa, Chordata, Mammalia, Perissodactyla, Equidae. The transcript is spliced from 8 exons. Bases 29 to 1315 code for a protein of 428 amino acids.